Molecule: messenger RNA, 2619 nt
Organism: Camellia sinensis
Lineage: Eukaryota; Viridiplantae; Streptophyta; Magnoliopsida; Ericales; Theaceae
Source: RefSeq, a predicted model, not a curated record
AUGGAUGGUGAAAAGGAAGGAGUUGCAGGGGAGGUGACUGGUGGCAAUGGGUGGAGUAUGGCUGCAUUUCCUUAUUUUGAUUUAAUCAUCAACUACAAAGGAAAAGUGGGAAGAGUGUUUGAUGUGGACCCAAAUAUGUAUUGCUACAUUGAUGCCUUGAAGAAUGUAACUGCAACAGUCCUGUCUCACAUUUCUUGUAGUGAAGCAAUAGCAAUCACAUUGCAUUGUGAUAUGCCUGGUACUGACACAAGGAGAUUAGUAGAAAAUGAUCUUGAUGUGCUAGACAUGUUUUAUGUGCAAGGUAUGAGUAAAAUAAUUAACUUGUAUGUAGACAUAGAAUAUUCUAUUGGAAUGAGUGAUGGUGGACAUAAAAGUAAUAUUGGAAAUGAAAAUCAUAGAGUAGAUGCUGUAGAUGUAGAGCAAGGCUACCAUACUGUAGAUGUAGAUGAAGAGUACCAUGAGGACAAUGUUUAUGGGUUUAGUGAUGAGGAUAGGGAUUGGAAUGCAACUGCUGAGGAUGAAAACCAAUCAAAUGGCAAUGAGAUUUUGAGUGAUGAUGAUAAUGAGUGCUCAAUGCCAUAUUCUACUACUGAUGAUGAUUAUGAUGAUGAAGCAGACUGUCUAGAUGAUGAAGAGAUGAGGUUUCCAGGCAUGAAGUAUGAUGGUACCUACAAUGGGAAAGAGCCAUAUAUGAAUCAAGAUGGAGAAGUUGUAUUGGAAGAAGGGAUGAUUUUUCCAGAAGUGAAUACUUUCAGGGCUACAUUAAAGGACUAUACAGUACAAACUGGUUUCAAGAUAGUAAGAGACAAAAAUGAGAAAUCUAGAGUAACAGCCCAUUGUGCUGCUGAGGGCUGCCCUUGGAGAAUUCAUGCAUCUCCACUUCCAGAUGGGAUCACCUACAAGAUUAAAACCUUAGUACCUACUCACACAUGUAGCAGGAUGAACACAAACACUGAAGCUACAUCAGCUUGGAUUGCUAAAAAAAUGGUUGAAAGUUUUAAGGACAAUCCACACAUGGGCUUAGAUACCAUGCAAAUGAAAUUGAAUAAAAUGUUUGGGAUUGAGGCUUCAAGAAUGCAACUGUAUAGAGCCAAAAGGAGGUGCAAGGAGGAGCUGGAGGGUGAUCAUGGGAGCCAAUAUGUGUUGUUGCCAACAUAUGGGUUCAUUAAUGGAUGUAGGCCAUUCAUAGGGGUAAAUGGUUGUCACUUGAAGGGUCCCUAUGGUGGUGUUUUAAUUUCAGUAGUUGCCUUAGAUGGAAAUAAUGGCUUGUUUCCAUUGGCAUUGGCAGUAGUAGAGGGUGAACGCAAGGACAGUUGGUCUUUUUUCUUGCACAACUUGAGAACAAUCAUAAAAGAUGCACUACCUUCUAGACCAUGGACCAUCACGUCUGAUCAACAAAAGGGCCUUGAUAAGAUUGUGAGUGACAUUAUACCAGAGGCAACUCAUAGAAGAUGUUGCAUGCACCUAUAUAACAAUUUUAGAGCCAAAUUUCCUGGCUUAAUUUUGAGGAAACAAUUUUGGAGAGCAACAAGGGCUUACAAUCAGAUGGAGUAUGAUCAAGCUAUGCAAGCCAUUAAGGACCUGAACAAUGAUGCUUUCAUUUGGUUGCAGAAGGUUCCAGUUGAAGAAAGGUCUAGGCAUGCAUUUGAUGGUAGGAUUAGAAGUGAUCACAUCACAAAUAACAUGAUAGAGUCCUUCAACAAUUGGUUAGGAAAUUUGAGAAGUCAGCCAAAUUUAACUAUGUUAGAGGGCAUAAGGUGCAAGUUGAUGGGUAAGUUUCAGAUGAGGUACCAAAAGGCAAUGCAAUGGAAAUCUAAUGUCACAUUGAAUGUAAAGAAACAGCUUGAGGUUACACUGAAAUGGUCAAGGACUUGCACAGUGGAGUAUGCAGGAGGCAAUGAGUAUGAGGUGAAGGAUAAUGAGGGGGUUAAUCACAUUGUCCAUAUUGGGGCAAUGACUUGUGUAUGUAGACAGUGGGAAAUAACUGGUCUUCCAUGCAAGCAUGUUGUGGCUGCAAUUUCUCACAGUAGGUUAAACAUAGAAGAUUUUGUCCACCCUUACUAUUCUAAGGCAACUUACUUGAGAGCCAAUGGUGGAAUGAUACAUCCCAUCUUACACCAUAGCAUGUGGACACUUAUACCUGGGGACCCUUUACAACCCCCACCACUAAAAAGAUUGCCAGGAAGGCCAAGGACUUCAAGAAAGAGGGCUGCUCAUGAGCCACCAGCUGGAACAAGUCAGACCAAAAGGUCUAGUACCUUGAGAUGCAAAUGGUGCAUGCAAUUUGGACACAAUAAGAGAACUUGCCAAAGAGGUCCAGUCAGGGGUGAAACAUCUGCUGCUGGUAGGGGCAGUGGCAAAACUGAUGGCACAUCUAGUGGUAUAAGCAGUGCCAAAACUGCUGGUAGGGGCAGUGACAGAUCUGUGAGUAGGGGUAGAGGUAGAGGCAAUUCAAGUGGGAGAGGUAGUUCAGCUAAGAGGGGCAAUGCAAGUGGUAGAGGCAAUUCAAGUGGGAGCGACAGUUCAGCUGGGAGGGGAAAUACAACUACAAGAGGAAGUUCAGCUGGAAAGGGAAGUUCAAGUGGGAGAGGCAAGGCAAGGCCAACCAUGCACAAGUGA